UUUUGUGGCAACGCAGCCAAAUCUAGUUCACUAUAAAAUCUGCACUGACCGGGGACAGCAGAGCAGCAGAGCAGAAUUGUAAUCUGAAGCAUCUAAGAAACAUUAAUAGUGGACACAGAACAUCAUGGAGACCCCUUUUACAAGUCAGCAAACCUACGUAGAUGAAUUUAAAGCUUCAGAUUACUUCAAAACGUACUAUGUAGCAGACGGAGCAGUUGCAAAUGAAGAAUGGGCAGAUUUUGCCUUGCGGACCCUGCACGAAACAUUCACUAAAGGUGGAGUAAAAGGAGACACGAUGAUAGAUUUUGGUUCCGGACCCGCCAUUUAUCAACUUCUCUCAGCUUGUGAAGUAUUUGAUAAAAUCAUUUCUUCUGAUUACCUUGAACAAAACCGUGCUGAAUUGCAAAAGUGGCUGAAGAAGGAUCCCAGUGCUUUCGACUGGACCCCAAUCAUAAAACUUGUGUGUGAACUUGAAGGAAACAGGGAGAAUUAUGAGAAAAAAGCUGAAAAACUCCGCAGUAAAGUGAAAGAAGUCCUGAAAUGUGAUGCCUUGAAAAGAAAUCCUUUUGAUCCCAUUGUCCUGCAACCUGCUGACUGCCUCCUUACUUGUCUCUGCCUUGAAGCUCCUUGUGAAGACAUUAAGUCUUAUUGCAAUGUUCUGAAAAAUUUCAAGGAUCUGAUUAAACCUGGAGGUCACUUAGUGAUCUUGAGUGUGCUAGAUGCUACAUUUUACUAUGUUGGUGAUAAAUAUUUUUCCAGUAUGACCACAAGAAAGGAGGAGCUAGAGCAGGCUUUAAAAGAGGCAGGAUAUGAAAUUGAAAAAGCUGUCUAUACUUCUCGUAAAGACAGAUCAGACAUGGAUGUUGCUGAUUAUCAAGGCUUCUACUAUAUUCAUGCCCGAAAACCAAAGUAAGGUGAACUACCCUGGCAUCAUUAGGUGUCCUUGAUCUAUAUCCACAUAUAAUCUACAUAUAUAGUACUUUAGGUGUGUUCUAGACAUAGAGUGGGAACUUUAUUAAAGAGAAUAUGUCACGUCAUUUUCACCUAUAUAACAGCAUUGCCCCACAGAAGAUUACAAACACAUUCCACGUCCCUGUGUGAACUUUGUGUCUUUAUUCCAUGUCCAGAAAAAGUGCUUUUAUUCUGCUGCAAAACAGCUCCCAAGUGCCC
Molecule: messenger RNA, 1170 nt
Organism: Bufo bufo (common toad)
Lineage: Eukaryota; Metazoa; Chordata; Amphibia; Anura; Bufonidae
Product: nicotinamide N-methyltransferase-like
Exons: 4
Coding region: 125-913 (262 amino acids)
Cellular component (GO): cytosol
Molecular function (GO): N-methyltransferase activity
Source: RefSeq, a predicted model, not a curated record